AGUCAGGGAAGAAAAACGUCUAAACGCUUGUGUACAUCUGCCCGCGGCAACCAAGUCAUAUGUUUGAUAUUAAUUGAAAUCGUAUGCGGAAGUGGAUAGGUCCGUGUAUUUUCUCGAGUUGAAAUGAGCUUUGUACGAAAGUCUCGUACGCAAGUUGAUUAUACUGCAAAGGUUGUACUGGUAGGUGACUGCUCCGUUGGCAAGACUUGUUUACUCUUUCGUUUCGUUAGCAAUGAGUUUAUGUCAGCAUCAUAUAUUUCUACUGUUGGGGUGGACAUGAAAAUUAAAGACAUAGAUGUGAAUGGGACAAAGAUAAGGCUCCAGAUAUGGGACACUGCUGGUCAAGAGAGAUUUCGUAGUCUAACUCAUUCAUACUUUAGAGGUGCAAAUGGAUUGAUCUUAGUGUAUGAUCUCAUGAAUCCAGAGACAUUUCACAGUGUUCGACAUUAUAUGUCGUCUGUCAAAUCUGAGGCAGAUGAAGAAGUCAUCCUGAUGUUGUUAGGAAACAAGUCUGAUGUACCGAACAAAGAAAAACGUGUCAGUUACAAGGAAGGUCAAGACUUAGCCACUGAAUACGGAAUUCCGUUUUUGGAGGUAAGUGCCAAAACUGGGUCAAACGUUAUGGAAGCUUUUCAUGCCUUAGCAACGGCUAUAAAGGUCAAGAUGCAUGACGAAGCUGAUGACCAGUUUGAUCUUAGUGACUAUGUAAAGAAAACUGUGCCAGAUAAAAGACAAGAAAGAAGCUGCUGUAUUUGAGUUGAUAUCUUUUUGUUGUUAGCUUACCUGUUAUGCCUAAAGCGCACAUUUUGUAAUAACAGUGACUAUAACUGAUUUUAAUAUUCAUUAAUCAUAUUUGGUUACUGGGACGUUAGGUCUGCAUGCUGAAAUAUUUGCAACAAAAUGUGAAUCAGUGGGUUUGCUCACAUUACUUUAGAAGCAUAUAUUAUUAAUUAACCCGAGGCGCGCAUGCGCUAG
Messenger RNA from Corticium candelabrum, 975 nucleotides. RefSeq names its product ras-related protein Rab-37-like. Gene Ontology annotation, biological process: regulation of exocytosis; protein secretion. Gene Ontology annotation, molecular function: GTPase activity; GTP binding. Lineage: Eukaryota; Metazoa; Porifera; Homoscleromorpha; Homosclerophorida; Plakinidae. The record is from RefSeq and is a predicted model, not a curated record. Bases 124 to 756 code for a protein of 210 amino acids. The transcript is spliced from 9 exons. Gene Ontology annotation, cellular component: intracellular membrane-bounded organelle.